Molecule: messenger RNA, 3880 nt
Organism: Trichechus manatus latirostris (Florida manatee)
Lineage: Eukaryota; Metazoa; Chordata; Mammalia; Sirenia; Trichechidae
Gene: METTL16
Product: methyltransferase 16, RNA N6-adenosine
Exons: 10
Coding region: 235-1920 (561 amino acids)
Biological process (GO): rRNA base methylation
Cellular component (GO): nucleus
Molecular function (GO): 23S rRNA (adenine(1618)-N(6))-methyltransferase activity
Source: RefSeq, a predicted model, not a curated record
AGGAGCCGCAAACUCCAGGUCUCGCGACAGUUUCUUAUUUCUUCAGGCUCGGCCUACAGGUAGCGCGAGAGUAACUCGUCCAAUCACGAAGCUAGAUGGCUGCACAAGAUGGCGGCGCGCUGGGAGCGUAACAUCUGCGUUUCUAGGAGCUUCGCGCUGCGGGUGGUUUGAGACUGUGGAGUUGUAGCAGUCCACGCCACACAGUUGGUUUGGCAGGAACUUCAGCCUCGGAGGAUGGCUCUCAGUAAAUCAAUGCAUGCAAGAAAUAGAUACAAGGACAAACCUCCUGACUUUGCAUAUCUGGCAUCCAAAUAUCCAGAUUUUAAGCAGCAUGUUCAGAUAAACCUGCAUGGAAGAGUAAGUCUUAAUUUUAAAGACCCUGAAGCAGUCAGAGCUCUGACUUGUACUCUCCUAAGGGAAGAUUUUGGACUUUCUAUUGAUAUUCCCUUAGAGAGACUAAUUCCCACAGUUCCUUUGAGACUCAACUAUAUUCAUUGGGUGGAAGAUUUAAUUGGUCACCAGGACUCUGACAGAAGUACUCCCCGAAGAGGAAUUGAUAUAGGUACCGGGGCAUCUUGCAUCUAUCCUUUACUUGGAGCGACCUUAAAUGGCUGGUAUUUCCUUGCAACGGAAGUAGAUGAUAUAUGCUUCAACUAUGCAAAGAAAAAUGUGGAACAGAAUAAUUUAUCUGAUCUCAUAAAAGUGGUAAAAGUACCCCAGAAGACACUCCUGAUGGAUGCUCUUAAAGAAGAAUCUGAGAUAAUCUAUGAUUUUUGCAUGUGCAACCCUCCCUUUUUUGCCAACCAGUUGGAAGCCAAGGGAGUAAACUCUCGGAAUCCUCGAAGACCUCCACCUAGUUCUGUAAACACCGGAGGUAUCACAGAGAUCAUGGCAGAAGGAGGUGAAUUAGAGUUUGUCAAAAGGAUCAUCCAUGACAGUUUGCAACUUAAAAAAAGAUUAAGGUGGUAUAGCUGUAUGCUAGGAAAGAAAUGCAGUCUGGCUCCUCUGAAGGAAGAGCUUCGCGUACAAGGGGUUCCUAAAGUCACCUUCACUGAGUUCUGUCAAGGUCGGACAAUGAGAUGGGCUUUAGCAUGGAGUUUUUAUAAUGAUGUAACAGUACCAUCGCCACCAAGUAAACGAAGAAAAUUGGAGAAGCCAAGAAAACCCAUUACGUUUGUAGUGUUGGCAUCUGUGAUGAAAGAGCUGUCCCUCAAAGCGUCGUCUUUGGGCUCUGAGACAGUGGAAGGCAUAGUAGUUGUGACGACCUGGAUUGAAAAAAUUCUCACCGAUCUGAAGGUCCAGCAUAAGCGAGUUCCCUGUGGAAAGGAGGAGAUUAGCCUUUUCCUAACAGCCAUAGAAAACUCCUGGAUUCAUUUAAGGAGAAAGAAAAGGGAACGAGUGAGACAAUUGAGAGAAGUUCCCCGAGCUCCUGAGGACGUCAUCCAAGCCUUGGAAGAGAAAAAGUCCUCUCCCAAAGAGUCUGGCAAUAGCCAAGAUUUGGCCCAGGGCCCCCGGGAGAGUGCCCCAUGUGGGCCUGCUGUACAGGAGGGCGAGUCUCUCACUGUUGAGGGCCACUGCCCAAACCAGCAUUCCCUUUCCCAAGAAGAAAAGCCAGAGACCAUGGAGGAUGAAAGGAGUGAGGAAAAGGGAGGGAUAGAGGUUUUGGAAAGUUGUAAAGGCUCUAGCAACGAACCCCAGGACCUGGAGGCAUCUGAGCAGUUCGGCAACCCAGUGGCUGAAAAAGGGAAACAUCUGCAAGGAGCAGCUGGACAUUAUCUGUUUAAGUGUUUGAUAAAUGUUAAGAAGGAGGUAGAUGAUGCAUUAGUUGAAAUGCAUUGGGUUGAGGGCCAGAACAGGGAUUUGAUGAACCAGCUUUGUACCUAUAUACGUAACCAAAUUUUCAGGCUUGUUGCUAGUUAACUCCAAACUUCUUGCAUUGUUGGGAAAAGUGUCUAUAAAAGCAGCUUGCCUUGGAGUGGCCAAUGGGGUGCCAGGAGGAAUUCCACCAUUGGCUCAUUAGUAACAUUAUACGGAAUACUUUUUAAAAACAGAAACAAAUUAAUCCAUUUUUAAAUCUACCCCCCCCCCCACCUUUUUUUUUAAGUUAUAGGGAAUAGUAUUAUGGUCUCUCAGGAGGAAGAAUGGUGGUUAUCAGCAACAACAAAAAGCCAUCAGUAAACUCAUGAGGGAUUUAAACCUGACUUAAGCUGGUCACCUCAGCUUGGGCUGGUUCUCUGAGGCCGAAGGGCUUGUUUUUGGGGUCUGGUCUGGGUCAGGGCUGCACAGAGCAUCAUGCUCUCUCUGCCACCCAAGGAUGCUUCAUGAGGAAGGAAGGUUCUCUUUUCCUCUAAAUGGAGAUAGUUCAACAGGGCAGCUAGGCCCUGGUACCCUCUUCUGGAGUCACCUUUCAAGACUGGACCUACUCACUGUGGGUACAUAUAAUGAUCCCUGUCUCAUACCUGAGAAAGGAACUGGCCUAAUGGUAGGUGGUGGGAGAGUCAGGGAGAGAAACCUAAGUGAUGCUGGGUGGAAGGACCGAUCUGUGGAGCGCCUGUGGAAACUUACAUGCCUGACCGAUGUCUGCUUUAAUGGUGCUUAUUUCAGAAACAGAAUUAGGUAAGCAAAACUCCCAAAUGUGACUGAGACACAGCAGAAUGCAGCUGUACUCCUACCUCCAGCCAUUUCAUAGCUGUUUUACUGCUGUAGGAUUUUCAUUUGUUUUGACAUUUGAAGUGGAGCUUUGUUUUGUUUUUAAUAUAAGACUAUUCAAAACUGAAAAUCAUCAAUCCUGUUUGAAUCCUGGGGUUGGGGGAAUGUUUUUGUGGGGAGGGGCUUUGGGUGGGUAAGUGGUUUUUGAUAGGAAUAAGAAAUGGAGCCAUAUAGUAUGUACAGCAGUUAACUUAUGAAAGUCGCAUCUGUUGGCAGAUAAGUUGUUGGUGACCAGAUACAGCUGUUUGUGGGUUCAAGUAUCAUCCUCUGUGCUUACCUGUUAGCACUGGAGAUUUCUGAGGCCAAGUAACUGUGUUUCAAAACAUGUUUCUAAUUGGAAUGCCAGGGCUCAGCAGGAAUGCCUCUGGAAAAGGAGCCUCUUUUUUUGUUCUUUUGGUGUCUCACUUACCCUCUGCUGCAUUUAACUUUCACAGCCUGAUUUUACACAGCAGCCUAGGGUUCUGUUUAGACUAAAAUCUUUGAGUAUGGUGCCAGAGCUCCUUGCCACCUACAAAGAAGACUCGGGCUGAGAAGUUAAGCCACCCUUUUGAGAGGUGGAUGUUGGUAGGAUCGAAAGCUGAUGACCUUGGCAUAUCUUGGCAGCAGUAGAUCAGGUCCUCAGCAAAGACCCAGGAAAUGAAAAUAGUACUAUAGUAUGCCUCCCUGUGGUAGUGGAGCCAGAGCUGUGGAAGAGAACAUAUUAACCAAUGUUUAUGUCUGGUCCAUGGACCUCUAGAGAAUCCAUAAACUUCCUGGAAUUAUUUCUAAAAGCUCUGUGAGCAUGUAUUUUUUUUUUUUCCUUUUUUUUUUUUUCCCAUGGGGAGAGGGUCCCUGAUUUAUAGACAGGAGUCACGAGGAUUAAGAACCACUCUUCUAGUUCAGCCCUUCAUUUGACAGGAUGAGGAGACCAAUGCCCAGGGUCACACAGAGCCAAGAUUCAGUUCAGGGCCUCUGGUACAGUAAUUUUCUGCCAUACCCACCCGUACCUUUCUGCUGUACUUACCUAUGAUGACUGUCACAUUCAAAUAAUAAGCAGUGACCCAAACCUAGUUUUCUUGAUAUAAGUGUAAGAUAAACUGUUCAUUCAAAAAGUAAUCGAUAAGUAUUAUUUUUGCUUGUUUAUUUUAUUAUAAAAGAGUAUCACAUGCUUAUUAAAGAAGAUUUGGAAAAA